This is a messenger RNA of Glarea lozoyensis ATCC 20868, 1416 nucleotides long. Its product is annotated as WD40 repeat-like protein. NCBI's taxonomy places the organism in Eukaryota, Fungi, Ascomycota, Leotiomycetes, Helotiales, Helotiaceae. Gene Ontology annotation, molecular function: protein binding. The record is from RefSeq and is a predicted model, not a curated record. The transcript is spliced from 5 exons. The coding region runs from base 1 to 1416 and encodes 471 amino acids.
AUGAGCCGGCUUUUAACAGACCGGCAAGCUGAGGAGCUGCAUAAAUCGAUCAUAGCAUAUUUCUCGUCAAUUGGCCUGUCGAACACCGCGGCAGCGCUACGAACCGAUCUGAAUCUUGGAGAGGAAACAUUCGAUGCGGCCACAUCCAAGAAAUAUGAAGGGUUACUAGAGAAGAAAUGGACGAGCGUGGUUCGAUUGCAAAAGAAGGUUAUGGAUCUUGAAAACCAGAAUCGCACGUUAAAAUUCGAACUCGAAAAUGCGACACCAUUAGCGGCUCGUCUUAAACAAGAUCCAGCAACAUGGCUACCGAAAGACCCAGCGCGAUACACCCUUGAAUCUCACCAAAAGGACGUCACAUGUGUCGCUUUCCAUCCAGUAUUCUCCUCUCUAGCUUCUGGGUCCGACGACUGCACUAUCAAGAUAUGGGACUGGGAGAUGGGAGAAAUAGAACGGACAGUCAAAGGCCAUACACGAACAGUGACAGAUCUUGAUUUUGGUGGACCACAAGGCGGCACAAUUUUGGCCUCAUGUAGUUCCGAUCUUACUAUCAAGCUAUGGGACCCGUCAAAGGAAUAUCAAAAUAUAAGAACAUUGCAUGGGCAUGACCAUAGUGUCAGUGCUGUCCGUUUUAUACCAUCGGGUGUGGGACAACAAUCAGGGAAUUUACUGGUCAGCGCAAGCCGGGAUGAGACCAUGAGGAUGUGGGAUGUGACUACAGGCUACUGUGUGAAGACAAUACAUGGUCAUACCGACUGGAUCCGCGACAUCAGUCCUUCUGUGGAUGGAAGGUACUUGGUUUCUACCGGAGAUGACAAGACUGGGCGUUUAUGGGAUAUUUCUGGCACGAUGCCAGAAUGCAAGGUUAUCUUGACUGGUCAUGACAACUAUAACAUAUGCUGUGUACUAGCACCCGCAGCAGCAUAUAAAUUUUUGGCUCCAUUGGCGGGAUUACAGAAGCCCCCUCCAGCCACCAGUACAGCAGAAUUCAUAGCAACGGGUUCCCGGGACAAAGUAAUCAAACUAUGGGAUGCUCGUGGCAACUGUAUCAAGACCCUGGUGGGACACGACAACUGGAUCCGAGCGUUGGUGUUCCAUCCAGGCGGCAAAUAUCUUAUCUCAGCAUCCGAUGAUAAAAGCAUUCGAUGUUGGGAUUUGAGCCAAGAAGGAAAGUGUGUCAGAAUACUCGAGGAUAUUCAUGGUCAUUUUGUUACAUCUCUUCGAUGGGCUCCAAGUAUUAUGAGAGUGAAACAGAACGGGCAACCUACUCCCGGCACGCCUAACGGCAAAGCCAUCGAUGUAAAGGCUGAAUCUGAGACACAAAUUCGAUGGUAUGACGAAAGAACGCUUCGUGUCACGGACACAUCAUUACCCCCUGGCGUCGCAAUCGAAGGUCAACUGGACGAAUUUAAAGCAUAA